Molecule: messenger RNA, 740 nt
Organism: Dermatophagoides pteronyssinus (European house dust mite)
Lineage: Eukaryota; Metazoa; Arthropoda; Arachnida; Sarcoptiformes; Pyroglyphidae
Product: ganglioside GM2 activator-like
Biological process (GO): lipid transport; ganglioside catabolic process
Cellular component (GO): cytoplasmic side of plasma membrane
Molecular function (GO): enzyme activator activity; lipid carrier activity
Source: RefSeq, a predicted model, not a curated record
GAACACACACAUAGAUGAUAAUAUAAAUAACAAUUGAUCGAUCAAUCAAUUGAUUGAUUAAUCAAAUAUUUCUAAAUUUUGGCUUUGUGUGGUUGUGUUCUGCAAAAAAAAAUGUUUUCAACAAAUAUUCUUUACAAUAAAUUAUUAUUAAUUUUAUCUUGUUAUCUAAUUAUAGUUUCAGGUGAUGAUGAUUUUCAUUGGUCAGAUUGUGGUGGUCAAACCGUACGGUUUAAUCGAUUAGAUUUUCAACCAAAACCAUUAAUAUUAUCCAAAACGAAAGAAAUAUUUGUUACUGGUGAUUUUUCCAUCAUCGAAGAUUUACCGACCAAUGUUGAAUUGAUUAUUGUUCUGAAUAAAACAUUACAUUAUCAAGAUGAAGAUUCUUAUAAUAUAACUAUACCUUGUUUAGAUGGAACAUUUGGUUCAUGUACAAUUAAAUUAUGUGAUAUAUUUGAUACAUGGUUGAAUGAUAUAAUAUGUCCAUUUUUGAAGAAAAAUAAUCGUCCAUGUAGUUGUCCAAUAAAAGCUGGUAAUUUUAGUUUGGAAAAUAGCCGAAUAACAGUACCAUUUGAAAGAUUUAAAGGUUUUUUAGCACAAAUGGCAUCGGGAGAUUAUAAUGCCAAAAUUAUGAUCAAUAAUUUAGAUCAUUUUGGACCGGGUGAAAAUUUACUUGCUUGUUUAUUAUUGCAUGCAAGAUUGGCUGAAAAUUAAUUCGAAACGAAAAACUUGGAAACAAAAUG